Messenger RNA from Malania oleifera, 662 nucleotides. RefSeq names its product NADH dehydrogenase [ubiquinone] 1 beta subcomplex subunit 7. Gene Ontology annotation, cellular component: mitochondrion. The coding region runs from base 97 to 399 and encodes 100 amino acids. The record is from RefSeq and is a predicted model, not a curated record. The transcript is spliced from 2 exons. Lineage: Eukaryota; Viridiplantae; Streptophyta; Magnoliopsida; Santalales; Ximeniaceae.
ACGAUCCCAUCAUACCUUGGCUGCUUGUGUUUCCAUUUGCUAGUGCCGGGGAACUUGUGAACCACUGUUAUAGAGAGAGAGGGAGACAGAAGCGCAAUGGAGGUGGAGGGAUCAUCAAAGAAGAUGAUAGCGACUCAGGAAGAGAUGGUGGAGGCGAGGGUUCCGCUGCCCUACAGGGACCAGUGCGCUCACCUUCUAAUCCCUCUCAACAAGUGCAGGGCUGCCGAAUUCUACCUCCCUUGGAAGUGCGAGACCGAGCGCCAUUCCUACGAGAAGUGUGAAUACGAGAUUGUCAUGGAGAGGAUGCUCAAGAUGCAGAAGAUCCGCGAAGAGCAAAAGCGGCUCAAGCAAGCUCAGAAGCAGCCCAUUCCGCUCGUUCCCAAUACUGCUAAUGCCUAGCGCGCACGCGCUCUUUAAUUGGGCAGGUCACUCAUAAGUGCUGGGUUUAGUGGAUACAUUGCCAAAUUAACCGACUCUGUUCAAUCCAUGUAUGUUAUUACAAUUUGAUGUUAUGAGAGGACUACAACAAACUCAAUAUUUCCUGUUGUUUCUCAAUGAUGUCUUGAGGGUAAUCUGCCCUACUAUGUACUUCCUGUCGUUUUUUUCUCCUCCACCUUAUUUGAGUGGAAUAAAAUUCCUUCUUAUUUUUGGUUCGCUUGUGA